CUUUUAAUACAUCGAUCACAUCCAAGCCUUCGGUGCAAUCCUAUGUGAAAAAUGAGUCUCACAUUCAAAAUUCAAUGGCUCUUUCUUUGUGUUGUGCCCUUACUCAUUCUAUCCUUCAAUACCCAUCUCUCAAAAGGAUCAGAUGACACCAAUACCAUCUAUGCUGGACAGUUUCUCUCUGGGAACCAAACAAUAACCUCUCAAAGUGGAGUCUUCGAACUGGGCUUCUUCACGCCAGGUAACUCUCAAAACUACUACAUAGGCAUAUGGUACAAAAAGCUACCAAACAAAACAGUAGUUUGGGUAGCAAACAGAGUCCAACCCAUUUCAAAUCUAUCUUCGCCACAAUUAAAACUGUCACAAGACGGAAAUUUAGUCCUACUAGACCAGUCCAAGAAUCAAAUUUGGUCGACAAAUUCGAUUUCAAAAUUGGCUAACUCAACCAUAGCCAUGCUUCUUGACAAUGGAAAUUUCAUUGUUAGAGAUAAAUUGGAUUCCUCUAAUGUGAUAUGGCAGAGUUUCGACUACCCAACUGACACGUGGCUUCCCGGUGGGAAAGUUGGAUACAAUAAACUCAAAAAUGAAAAACAAGCUCUUACUUCUUGGAGAAAUUCAGAAAAUCCAUCACCAAGUCUGUUCUCUCUGGAGGUGGAGCCAAAUUCAAGUCAUAUUUUGCUUUGGAAUGUGUCUAACUUGUAUUGGACUAGUGGGAUAUGGAGUGGGAAAGUUUUUAGCCUUGUUCCUGAGAUAGAAUUGGACUAUUACAUAAAAAAUGUCACAUAUGUUAACAAUACAAAUGAGAGCUAUUUCACAUAUGAUGCCGGUAACCCUACUGCUCUCACUAGAUUUGUGCUCGAUGUGACGGGACAACUCAAACAAUUUGUUUGGGGAAAGGACUUCCCGCAGUGGAGUACAUUCUGGAUCAAACCACCGCAACAAUGCACAGUCUAUGCUUUUUGUGGUGUAUUUAGUAGUUGUAACCAAAAUGUACCGAUUUGCACUUGCAUUGAAGGAUUUGAUCCGAGGACUCAAGCAGAUUGGGAAUUGGGGGAUCACUCAGGUGGGUGUGUGAGGAAAAUUCCUCUACAGUGUGAAAACAGAGGAAAUGACAAAUUUUCUGUGGUGCCAAACACCGGUUUUCCUGUGAAUUCAGAGUUGAUAACAGUUGAGAACAUUGAUGAAUGUGAAUUAGCUUGCUUGAGAAAUUGUUCAUGCAGUGCUUAUGCUUAUGAUAAUAGGUGUUUGAUUUGGGGAGGUGGUUUGUUCAAUCUACAACAACUCUCAUCAGAUGAUAAAAGUGGAAGAGAUCUUCAUGUUAGAGUAGCAGCAUCCCAGCUGGUUGGAACCGAAGCUAAGGCUAAGGCGAAGAGAAACACUUCUUUGAUUGUUUUUGGAGCAAUUUGUGGUUUCUUCUGUUUCUUUGGCAGUGUCUUGGUAGUCCUCUGGAGGAAGAGACAGAGAGACACUGCUGGUACUUUGGAGAAAGUUGAUGAUUCUUUGGCGGUGUUCAAGUAUCGUGACAUACGAAUUGCAACGAAGAACUUCUCAGAAAAGCUUGGAGAAGGUGGCUUUGGUACAGUUUUCAAAGGAACACUGCCCAAUUCAAUCGCGGUAGCAGUAAAAAUGCUAAAAAGUUUGAAGCAAGGAGAGAAGCAGUUUCGCGCAGAAGUGAGCACCAUUGGGAUGAUCCAACACAUCAACCUUGUUCGCCUUCGGGGUUUCUGCAUACAAGGUACAAAAAGAUUUCUAGUUUAUGAUUAUAUGUCCAAUGGUUCUCUAGAGUCUCACUUGUUUAAAAAAGACAACAUUAAUGUCUUAGACUGGAAAACAAGGUACAACAUCUCAGUUGGGACUGCUAGAGGAUUGACUUACCUCCAUGAGAAAUGCAGAGAUUGCAUCAUACAUUGUGAUAUUAAGCCCGAAAACAUUUUACUGGAUGCUGAAUACAACCCAAAAGUGGCUGAUUUCGGGCUUGCUAAGCUUGUUGGGAGAGAGAUUAGUCGGGUUUUGACAACAAUGAGAGGAACACGAGGCUAUCUUGCACCAGAAUGGAUAUCAGGUGAAGCAAUCACGCCAAAAGCCGAUGUUUUUAGCUAUGGAAUGCUGUUAUUUGAGAUUAUAUCAGGAAGGAGAAACAGUGACAUAGUAGAUGAUGACAUGGAUUGGUACUUUCCAUAUUUAGUGGUAACGAAAAUGAAGGAAAGCGAGGAAUUAGUCAUGAGCUUUUUGGAUUACAGGUUGCAAGGCAAUGGUGAUGCUGAAGAGGUGAUUAGAGCUUGCAAAGUUGCUUGUUGGUGCAUUCAAGAUGAUGAGAAGGAUAGGCCAAGUAUGGGACAGGUAGUCCAAAUUCUAGAGGGAGUUUUAGAGGUUGGUAUGCCUCCGAUUCCACAGUUUCUCCAAGGAUUAGCAGAUGAUCCAUUGGAACCACGCUUUUUCUUCGAGGACAUUUCAACUCUGCUUUCUUGAGUUCAUAAUAGGAUGCUAAGUAUGAAUGUUUUUGGGUUGUGAAGAAGGCAAACCCUUUUUUAUUUUUGUUCCUCUUCUGUAUUGUUGAAAAACAAAAAACUGAAAAUAAAAACACAACCAAACAACAGACUAGG
Molecule: messenger RNA, 2600 nt
Organism: Camellia sinensis
Lineage: Eukaryota; Viridiplantae; Streptophyta; Magnoliopsida; Ericales; Theaceae
Source: RefSeq, a predicted model, not a curated record